Molecule: messenger RNA, 727 nt
Organism: Nicotiana tabacum (common tobacco)
Lineage: Eukaryota; Viridiplantae; Streptophyta; Magnoliopsida; Solanales; Solanaceae
Product: putative histone H2AXb
Cellular component (GO): nucleosome
Molecular function (GO): protein heterodimerization activity; structural constituent of chromatin; DNA binding
Source: RefSeq, a predicted model, not a curated record
ACCUCCUUUUCCAUCUCAAACCAAAGGCAAAUAAGCAACAGGUAAAGAAAUCUCUGCUCACUUUCCACACAAAUCGAGAGCUAGGGUUAGGGUUUCUGUUUCAUCUAAAAAUGACUUCUGAUGGAGGAUCGGGCAAGGGAAAAGGCGGCGCAGGUAGAGGAAAACCUAAGGCGACGAAAUCGGUGUCUCGGUCUUCAAAAGCGGGGCUCCAAUUCCCCGUUGGUAGGAUCGCUCGUUUCCUUAAGGCUGGAAAGUAUGCUGAACGUGUUGGUGCUGGUGCGCCGGUUUACCUAUCUGCUGUCCUUGAAUACCUCGCAGCUGAGGUGUUGGAGUUGGCAGGGAAUGCAGCAAGGGAUAACAAGAAGAAUCGUAUUGUGCCGAGGCACAUUCAGUUGGCUGUGCGGAAUGAUGAGGAGCUGAGCAAGCUUUUAGGUCAGGUUACAAUUGCUAAUGGAGGUGUCAUGCCCAACAUUCACCAGAAUCUAUUGCCUAAAAAGACUGGCUCGGGCAAGGGUGAUAUUGGCUCUGCAUCUCAAGAGUUUUAGAUUUGCUCUAUUUCUUGUUUUGGGGAAAUGAUUAAAAGUAAACAUAGUUAUGUAAAAUAGAAAUGGCUGUUGUCUUGAUAAUACUUUCGAACAUUGAAUUCUAUGGCAUUGUCAACUUGCAGUUUUGGUAAUACAUUGUGGAAUGUUUUUGUGAAUGGAAUUGGAUUAAUUGUUCUGAAGUA